AUGAUAAAUUUAUCUUCAAUAUGGACUGAUGCACAAUUGCAUGUUUUGAUUGAUUAUAGAAAAGACAAUAACAAUGAAUAUCAUGAACUUGUUUGUAACCAGAAAGGUAUGUUCUGGAAAGGAAUAGCAAGCAAAAUUAAUAUUGAAUUUGGCACUAGUUAUACAGGCCAACAGUGUAAAGAAAAGUUUAAUGGACUAUUAAGAGAUUACAAG
This is a messenger RNA of Cetraspora pellucida, 213 nucleotides long. Lineage: Eukaryota; Fungi; Glomeromycota; Glomeromycetes; Diversisporales; Gigasporaceae. The record is from the annotation of a GenBank genome assembly.